GGCUGGCGCUCAGCGUACGAGCGGCGGCGCCGUACCCGUGCCGUGAGGGAGGUGGAGGCGGCGCGAUGGCGGCCCGGAGCGGGUGUGCGGGCCUGCUGCUGCCGCCGUUGCUGCUCGGGCUCCUGGCGGUGCCGCUGCCCGAGGGCGCCCGCGGAUCGGAGGCGGUUGGGACGGCGGAGGCGGCGGGCGGCGCGGGCCCUGGGGAGCGGUUUAAGAUCGAGGGCCGGGCCGUGGUGCCCGGGGUGAAGCCGCAGGACUGGAUUGCGGGGGCGCGGGUGCUGGUGGACGGGGAGGAGCACGUCGGCUUCCUGAAGACAGAUGGAAGUUUUGUGGUUCAUGAUGUACCUUCAGGAUCCUAUGUAGUGGAAGUUAUAUCCCCUGCUCAUAAAUUUGAGCCUGUGCGAGUUGACAUAACUUCAAAGGGCAAAAUGAGAGCAAGAUAUGUGAAUUACAUCAAAACCUCUGAAGUUGUCAGGCUGCCAUACCCACUCCAGAUGAAAUCUUCUGGACCUCCUUCAUACUUUAUAAAGAGAGAAUCUUGGGGCUGGACAGAUUUCCUCAUGAACCCUAUGGUGAUGAUGAUGGUUCUUCCAUUGCUGAUAUUUGUUCUUUUGCCUAAAGUUGUCAACACGAGCGAUCCUGAUAUGAGGCGGGAAAUGGAGCAGUCAAUGAACAUGCUGAAUUCCAACCAUGAGCUGCCAGAUGUCUCUGAAUUCAUGACAAGACUUUUCUCUUCAAAAUCUUCUAGCAAGUCUGGUAGUAGCAGCAGUAAAGCAGGGAAAAGUGGUUCUGGAAAAAGGAGGUAGUUAAAUCUUCCUCCGAAGCCUGAGUUUGCACAACUGUUUGUUAUGUGGUAUCACCUUUAUUUGUCUUGAAAGAUUAAAAAGCCACUACCGUAAACUUCAGUCAGGCACAAAAUAUGGUAUGCUACAACUGUGGUGUGUAGCUUUUUUUAGUCUAUAUAAGCUGUUUUGUACUUGACAGUAAGCAAAAGAGGACAUGGCUUCGAUACUGUAUCUGUAUAAAGUUAUUGAUGAUACUGAAUUAACAAUAUUGUUCUGUAGAUAAUUCUAAAUUAUAUGAUGUGCUAAAUAAACAGUAAUGAAUGUCUUAAUCAUAAGACAAUGUAUAGAAAAAUUUCAAAGAUAAUAGAAGUGGAGUUCCGUCUUAAGACAGCUUUAAUGUUUUAUACUUGCUGUUGAGUUCUGAAAUGAACAAAUCCUCCUCCUAAAAUGGAGUCAUGGGUUUACUGAGUAAUUUGCUCUAUCAGAUUGUCAUAUGUGUUACAUAUAAAAUAAUUUUAUUUUACGUUGUUUGCUGCCUGUACACUUUAGUUCAAGGACUUUUUAUUGCCCAGUUUUAUUCUGAUCACCUUUCUACUAAAAAUUCUUGGGGGGAGGGGAAGAAAGCAAAGCAUCCUGCAUCAGUAAGUCUUUUAAGCUCUGUCAAGUUAAUUAUGAACCCAAGGUAUCUAAGUAACAUGAUGAACGAUUAUCUUGGAUUUUUCCCUUCUAAAUCACAUGUAUCACUUCUGCAGCACUUUGGGUUGUUACUGUUUUCUGUGUGCUAGGCAUUCAUCUUAUCAGUGGUAUGAUUUGAGGUGAAAUACGGAACAAAAUUUUUAAAAUUAAAGGAAAAACAUAGAAGUAUAGUAGGAAGGUAAAUCCCACUCAUAUUUUAAAUUACGUUCCAAAGUACAUGGCUAUCUCUAGACAUGCUGUCGCUGGCAAAACUUUGUUCUCUGAGCACACCUGGGUGUCUGUGCUGCAACAUCCUUUCAAGCAACCCAGUAACUUCAGAGAAAAGUUGAAAAACUUGAUAGUUUUCCACUAGAUGAACAUUUACAAAUUAAAAUGACAGUAAUACUUGCCAAACCCCAGUAGCAAUUUUCCAUAACUUUUUUUUUGUGUAAGAGCUGUUCUUUUCCAUUUUUACAAUUGCUAGCUUCUUAGGCAGCAGUAUCCAUGCAGCAUGAAUAAUGUAUAUCUGAUGCCAAAAAUGGUAUUUAACAUUCACCUAAAGUACACCUGAAGCAAAAUCAGUUCUAAUGUAUUUAUUUGUUCUAUUAAACAAUUGGGAAGGCUAUAAAUUGUCUUAGAAUACAUACUUGGAAGUAUGCUGUGAAACAUAAAAGCUGCAAAAGAAUAAGUAUUUGUUCAUAGGAUUAAGUCAACUUUUAAGUUGUUGGAAAGGAAAUAAACCAGUGUUUUUUGGACUAUGAAAGAUUUCAGUCUUUACAAAGCAAGCUGCACAUUUUUGGUCUUGUUUUUGUUUGGCUUGAAUGGUCUUUGUUUUGUAUAUUAAGUAAAGUGUAUCCAAUAGAGACAAGAGGAUAUGUGGAUAUUCUUGCUGGAAGGACUUACUGAAAUGAAUGUCAUGUUGCCUUUUU
Phalacrocorax carbo (great cormorant) is the source of this 2389-nucleotide messenger RNA. Lineage: Eukaryota; Metazoa; Chordata; Aves; Suliformes; Phalacrocoracidae. The record is from RefSeq and is a predicted model, not a curated record.